Molecule: messenger RNA, 1875 nt
Organism: Theobroma umbraticum
Lineage: Eukaryota; Viridiplantae; Streptophyta; Magnoliopsida; Malvales; Malvaceae
Gene: MDO1
Product: telomere-capping, CST complex subunit
Biological process (GO): negative regulation of telomere maintenance via telomerase
Cellular component (GO): CST complex
Molecular function (GO): single-stranded DNA binding; telomeric repeat DNA binding; telomerase inhibitor activity
Source: RefSeq, a predicted model, not a curated record
GCUCCUCUAAUCAUUUUUAAUUCUUAUCAUCGACUGCGUAUAGAUUGUUCGAUGUUUGGCGUGAUAGAAUUUUGGAUUUGGCAUUUGCUUUUUCUCUUUCAACAAACGUUUUCCCACAAUUCAUUUAUACGGCCAAAAAAAUCUCCCGCUAUUUUUUUUUUAUCUAUUCUUCUCUUAUCUGGGUCUAAGAUAAAAGGUUCCUUGGUGGAACUGGUUUCCUCAACGAGUUGGGUAAUUGUUAGAUAAUUUUAUUGAACAGGGUGGGUUUAUUUUUAUAUUCCAGGCAGAGGCAGGAUUCAAAGUUAUUUUUUCAAUUGAGUGGGUGGUAGUUUAAUGGCGUCUCCUGCAAUUAAACCAGGGGCAUUGGUUACUUUACCAGAGCUUCAACCAUCUUCCGAGUUUUUCAAGGAAGGAGCCUCACUAAGAGUAACCGGGAAGCUGCAAGAGUACUCUGUGGAGACGGCCAUAGCUGUUAUUGCUGAUGAAAGUGCCACCCUAAAGGUAGAUACCCAGCACUUGAGGGAACUUAGCUUCCGAGUUGGCUCCAUCUUCCAGUUCAUCGGUGAACUCCAUAUUCAACCCAACAAUGAGGCUAUCUUGCAGGCACGUGCUGGUAGGAAUGUUGAUGGUAUUGACCUCAAUCUCUAUCAUCAGGCAUUGCAGCUAGUAAGACAGUUCCAAGCUGAGCGCAUGAACAAUGCAACUACUUAAUGAAGUUUAAGAUCUCAACAGACUUGCUAAUGAUUUUCAAGGUACUAAAGUAAACCACUAGAACUUAUAUCUGUCUAAAAUAUGAAGAGAAAUUUUCUUUUUCUGUUUUUCUUAACCGUUAUGCUAUCGAAUUGAAUAUGUUUAAUGUUUUCUUCAGACAUCAAUCAAAGUAUUUCAUCCAAAUUUAUGCUUAGCCUUGCUGUAGCAUUAAUGUUCAAGGCCUUAUAUCUUAAAACUCUUAAGCCACUGUCUUUUCUUCUUCAUGCCUUAAAUGCUAUGAUAGAUUACUUAGGUAAAAAUGUGGACUUUAGUAUUUAAACCUACAUACAGCAUAAAUAAUUUUGUUAUUUAGUUGAAUCUUAGAGCUAUUGUGGUGUUAUUCCCGUUGUCAAACAUGGAAGCAUCUUACUGGGGUGAUUUUUCUCAAGUAACCCUUUUCAAAGGAACAACCGAGCACCUGAGGGUACAAGUUAAAUAGGAUUUAUCUGACUGUAGCUAGGACUGUAACAUAACAUGCUGCAAUAAUUCAGUGCAACAAUCUUGUUGUGUUGUUGCAUUUCUUUGGAACAAACAUUGUUGCGUUGUAGUACAACAGAGUAGGCUGGCACAUUAAUCAUCAGUUUGGAUUGGGUGCUCUUACACUAGCAAAGCCUCUAGGAUAUGAUAAUGAUUGAUGCAGCACAUGGUUUUGUCCUGCACUUUUAUAAAAAAUAUUUCCUGAUCGAUUUGUUUGAUUGCAUUUGGCCAUUGGUGCUGUACGCUAACAGAUAAACACUCAGACAAUUAGCUUUUACAUACAACAUCUGACGAUUUUAGAUCUGAGUUUUAACCUUGAAUUAGAUAUUUUUAAGGGUCAAAUCCUGUCAAAGGAGCAUUUGAGUUCCAUUUUACCAGGGAUGGCCCCAAAAUUCUUCAAAUAACGUUCUCUUCCUAUUGACCUUAGCUAAAAAAUUCUCCAAAUAGAGCAACUUGAUUCAGUAUAAUCCAGUAGAAGGUUUGUUACGUAUGUCAGUGAGUUAGAAACUUAAGGAUUAUGUCACAGGACCAUUAUCUUCUUCUCCAAAGGUUAACUUAUAGGGAUGUGCAGUGCAGUGUCUACGAUGAUAAGUCUAGCACUCCUUUCUUACUUAGCCGAUGUAAGAUUCUGUAAUAUUCUCUCCCACU